This is a messenger RNA of Charadrius vociferus (killdeer), 924 nucleotides long. It is a transcript of the gene NOB1, whose product is annotated as NIN1/RPN12 binding protein 1 homolog (S. cerevisiae). Bases 1 to 924 code for a protein of 307 amino acids. Gene Ontology annotation, cellular component: preribosome, small subunit precursor. Gene Ontology annotation, biological process: ribosomal small subunit biogenesis; maturation of SSU-rRNA. Gene Ontology annotation, molecular function: RNA endonuclease activity. The transcript is spliced from 6 exons. Lineage: Eukaryota; Metazoa; Chordata; Aves; Charadriiformes; Charadriidae. The record is from RefSeq and is a predicted model, not a curated record.
AUGACUGACCGCAAACGGCGGGCAAGAGACCCCCUGUCCCGUGUCACCCUACAGCACAAGCGCCCAGGGAAAGGCCAGCAUCAGCCCAGCCCCGAAAGGAGCACGGUCCCGUCUGAGAGUGAUGAGUUCAGCUCCUUCCUCUACUGGCGAGCCCCCCUGCCCAGCAUUGAGGACGAGCUGCAGGAGCUGCUGAAAGAUCAAGCCAUUUCCGUUAGCCCGGAGACCACUGAGGAGCACCAGAGUUCUGAGGAUGGGGCCAGUGCUGAGGAAGAGGAGGAUGAAGAGGAGAGUGACAACGAGGGUUGGAUAACACCCAGCAACCUCAAGCAGGCCCAGCAGGACACAGGGCACUGUGACACUGCUCCCAUCGGUGUCCAGGUCGGCUGCGUCACCACUGACUUUGCCAUGCAGAACGUGCUGCUGCAGAUGGGCCUCCACGUGCUGGCGGUGAACGGCAUGCUGAUCCACCAGGCCAGGAGCUACAUCCUCCGCUGCCACGGCUGCUUCAAGACCACGUCAGACAUGACCAAGGUUUUCUGUCCCCACUGUGGCAACAAGACCCUGAAGAAGGUCGCAGUGAGCGUCAGCGAUGACGGGAGCCUCCACAUGCAUUUCUCCCGCAACCCCAAGGUCCUGAACCCCCGAGGGCUCAGGUACCCGCUGCCAGCCCCGAAAGGAGGGAAGCACGCGAACAACCCUCACCUGGUGGAAGACCAGCCCUUCCCUCAGCAGCGACUGUCCCGCAAGGCCAGGCAGAAGACCAACGUCUUCGACCCCGACUACAUCGCCGGGGUCUCCCCCUUUGCGGAAAACGACGUCUACAGCCGCGCAGCCAAUCUGCAAAUUCGGGAUGCGGCCCUGGGCGCUGGCAGGAGGCGCCUGAACCCCAACGCCGUGACAAAGAAGUUUGUGAAGAGGAGGUGA